This is a messenger RNA of Vespa mandarinia (Asian giant hornet), 8373 nucleotides long. RefSeq lists its product as uncharacterized. Lineage: Eukaryota; Metazoa; Arthropoda; Insecta; Hymenoptera; Vespidae. Gene Ontology annotation, cellular component: nucleus. The record is from RefSeq and is a predicted model, not a curated record. Gene Ontology annotation, biological process: regulation of transcription by RNA polymerase II.
UCGUUAAGAGCGCACGUUGCUCCGCGUGUCCGAACACGCGGUUCUCCUCCUCUUCCCUGUCUUGUCUGCUGUUCGUCUAUCUGGCUCGCCUUGUCUUCUUCUUUUUCCCCCUCCCCUCUUCUCUCUCUCUCUCUCUCUCUCUCUCUCUCUCUCUCUCUCUCUCUCUGUCUCUCUCUCUCUCUCUCUCGUUCUCGUUGCCGCCUUUCUACGCGCUACCAUCGACAAGACGGCCUUAAGCGCGCCCAAAGCGAAACAGUUCUUGCCAAUUUCUUACUGUUCGUAAUAAUUACAAGGGAGUUUUCUUUUUGGAGGACGAGGACGACGACGAAGAAUGGAUAUUUGAAGGAAUGGAUGAAGCAAAGGCAAAUAGUUAAAAGAAAUCGUGGCAGUGUCUUCUCUUUUCGCGUUCCAGAGUCGGGCGUGAGUGCGCGAGUGAGUGCGUGUUUCUCUGCCUCUAUGUGAGAUUCUCUGUGUCGUCGUCGUCGUCGUUGUUGUCGUUGUCGUUGUCGUUGUCGUUGUCGUCGUCGUCGCUACCACCGUCGUCUUCGUCGUCGUCGCCGCCACCGUCACUGCCGCCGCUAACGUUCUGCCGCGCGCCUCCGUAUACGUAUGCGUGUAUAUCGUGUGUACGACAGUUAAGAGAGAAAGAGAGCUAGAUAGAGAAAGAGAGAGCGAGAGCGAGAGAGAGAGAGCGAAAGAGAGAGAGAGUGCGAAUGCGAGAAAAAGAGAGAGAGAAAGAAAGAACGAGCGUGUAUAGUAUACGCGGUUGUACACGCGUGUGUGCUACUGCUGCUGUUGCUGUUGCUGCUGCUGCUGCUACUACUGCUGCUACUUCUACGUGCGUGCGUGCCUCGAUCAACGGUGAAACCACGGAUAUAUACAAGCGUAUUAACUCAAAAGAAGAAUCAAUAUUGUGGAGAAAUAGAAAGUUGCCAGACGAUCAACUUUAUUUGCAAAUCAUACAGGAUUUAAACAAACAAACUGUGAAUAUUCCCAGGCUACAUUAUGGUGUGACCCAUUCUGUUAACUCUGAAUUAACCAGCAAUGGACCUUACAUACCCCAAGUUGCGCCAAAUUGGGCGCUGUCAUAUAAUUACUUACCAUGGAAUUAUGAACAAGAACUCGUAGCACGUUGUGACGUGCAAGAUACAUGCAACCUGAGUUGCAAGAAAGAAAAUAAAUUGGAUAUAGACAACGUGACUAAACGACAUAUUAACAGGUUUAAAGAUCUAUCAAAGUCUAAAUCUGACAACACAGUGCUGGAUUCGAAAAAGCUAAACGUGUCGAGGACAGCUGAUUUUACAAUAUCAAAUUCCUUGUUAGACACUAUUCAAGGCCACGGGGGCAAACAAGAAAUCCCCUGGAAGGGGGAAAAGAAAAAAGAAAAAGAUAAUUUAAUAAAUGUCAAGAAGAAGAGUGACCUUGAAUGUAGUUUUUGGCAAGAUCAAUACAGAAGUUUGUCAGAGGCACAAAAAUUAGCUUUUAACGCAAACAUUGAUUAUUCCAAUUAUUUAUCCAAAUAUUCUCAAUCAGCUGAUAACACUACAUUGUGCCCAACUUCUGUGCAUGUACCUGCAUCUUAUAAAAGUUCUAAUCAUUUCUCAUCCAAUUCUGUUAAAGAAGUCAACAAACCUCUUGAUUUGUCAGUAAAUGCCACGAGAAGUGUCUACAAUCGUGAUAAAGACGCCAAAAUAAAGGAAAGAUAUCCUUAUUUAGAUUUACCUGCUGCUGGUGAUAAGAGAACAGUACAGACAAGUUAUCCUAUUAUAACACAAACAGAUUUUUUCUGCAACACGAACGAUUCUUUUGCGGCGAAGUACAAAGAAUUGAAUGAUGAUUUAUUGAAACUCUUGAAUUUGAAUAAUUUAUCAUGUAAAUUUAAAUGUGAUACAACAACACAAUCUAAUGUAGCCCAAGAGAACAUAUCCACGGAUAUUAAGUUGAAUAGUAAAUCUGCUUUGGAUAUAAAUUUGAAACAAGAAAGUAAGCUCUUCUUAGACAAAUAUUUCAAGGGACGAACAUUUAUGCUUUCACAUGAAAAAAGGGGAAGAGGAACAAACUUGAAUGACAGAUACAGUAAUAUCAAAGAAGAGUAUAGCACGGAGGAGUUAUUAGAUAAAGCUGAGAGUAUAGAUCCCAUAACUGCCGCUUCUAAGAUCACACUGGGAAAUUGGGAAGCAGGUGCAAUGUCGGGACAAUAUCCGGGUCACAGCCGACCACCGGUUGGCACUCCUCCACCUCAAACAGUUUGGAAUCAUCUCACGAUGACACAGGGUCAAGGUAACAUUUUUUAUGGCUUAAAUAUUCACCCAUCAGGAUUACCUGGUGCUGCUUUGAAUCCAGCUGGCUUUUAUACUCACCCAUCUAUAUCAAGAGCAUCUCAUUUAACGCCACAAUUGACUCCACAACUUGCACAUACUCAAGCACCGCCAACAUGGCAUACACCUACUGUUCCAUCGAAAACUGUUACGCCAUCUAAUACUCCUGGCAAUCCGUUGUUUAGUUUACAAAUGUUAGUUGACAAUAGACAAAACCAAAAUCAAUACAGAAAUUCACCAGGUUCUCAGAACACACUUGAUCUUUCUGCUACAUCAGAUAUUAUCCCAGAAAAUUAUUCUCGUAUACCUCAAGAUAUCCCCAUUAGUUUAACAGCACGAAAUGUGGAUAAAGGUAGUCGGAAUGGAAACAUAAUCUCUCCUCCAAUACCUCUUAAUGGGGAAACCUCAUCAGACAGUGGAAUUAGUUCGUCUGUUCCAACGCCUAAUUCUGUCAGUGAACCAGUGUCAUUAUCGACAAAAGAAAUAACGACUCCAAAAAUUACAGUGAAAAACUUCGAAAGCAACUUAAAAGGUGUUGCUAAUAUCCACGAUAAGAUUAAGGAGAUAAGUGUCGAUGGUUUCGCACAAAAAGUUAUUAAUUUGCCGCCUAGUGUAACGAUCGAACGUGUGGUCGCGGAUAAGAAGGAACCAGAAAUUACGAAAAGUAAAGAUACAUUGAGUGUAAUUGCACAAGUGCCAAGGAAUGUUUUACCUGUUAUCGUCAAUCUAACGUCAAAAAUGGAGAAGGAUGUUACAGAUAGUCCUAAAAGGGAAUCGUCUUCCGAACGGGACAAAAAACACGAAGAAACGAGUGUUAGGUCACCCAAGAACUUACCUAAAAGGGGUAAAAAGGGUGUUGACUCUUUAUUGGAAAAAUUAGAAGGUGGAAAUAAGAAGCUCGGUGGUACUGAAAAUAUAGGUUCCGUUAUAGUAAUGCCGGUUGAGGAAAAGGAUACAUCGAGCGUUAAAAGCAUGUCACCUGAAAGGCAAAAAUCAAAAUCUCCAAAUAGAGAAGACGAGGUUGUAUCACCUGCAUUCAGUAACGACGAUUCCAAUGAUAAUACCAAACAACGUAGGAAAAGAAAAUUAGAGAAACCCGUAAGACUUAGUAAAGAUUCAAAAACAGAAGUAGAAGAUAUGGAACUUGAACCGACAGAACCAACGGAACCAAGAACGAGGGAAUCGAUACCAGAAGAAGUAGUAGUAGUCAAUUGUACACCAACGACAGCUGUGAAAGUAGAAGAACAGGUUGAGAGCGUAGAGCAGAGGUUAGAUGAAAAGAUAAAUGAUAAUAUAAACGAGAACGAAAACGAACGUGAUAACGAAAACGAGAUAGAAAACGAAAACGAAUGUGAAAAUAAUGUCGAAGAAAGAAACGAAGAAAAUCAACCGGUUAGGAGGCGGAGAAGUAGUGAAAGUUCUACUACAAAUUCGACCUCGGCGAAUCAAAGGGUGCGGAGAAAAUCCAGCGACGAUGCAACUGAAUUUUCAAAGGUAACGAGUCCAAAGGCUGUUAAUAAUACAAAUCCGUUCAAUGAAGUUGAAUCAGAAUUGGAGAAGAUGUUUGCCGGAAUCGUCGAAACAGAGCCAGACGUUAAAAAAGAAGAAACUAAAGUAGACUUUUCUGUCUCGGGUCAAAGUGAACAUAUUACGAAGGUUGAAAAUAUCGAAAAUAAUAUUUUGCAAACUAAUAAAGACACUCAAAAUGUAGAGCCUACUGAUGUAUCUUCUACGGUAGAUGCCAAAUUAUCAGGAAAGAAAGGGAAGAAAGGGAAGGUACAGGGAGGUAAAAGGAAAAUUUCUAGAUCUACAGAGAAUAUUUUUGGAAAUGUCGGUAGUGAAUCACCUCAGAAGGAUUCUAAAAAGAGACGUACGUCUAAGAGUUUGAAAAAGCAAGAGUUCUCAAAGAAGGUUAAGAAAAAUACAAAGAUCGAAGGAUAUCGGGAAAUGGCAUAUGAUUCGGGAUCAAACGCGAGUUCCAUUAGGUCUCGUGGCCCAGUGGUUCACGUUGAAGGACCAAGGGAUAGUCCUUUGAGUAUUCAAGUAGUUAAUGCGCCAAGGGAAGAAGAGGAAGAAAAGAAUAAAGAAAAGAGAAAAACUAUCGGCAAUGGAAAUGCAGGGAGAAGUAAAAGGCUCAGUCAUCAAAACGAUUUAGAUUAUAGAGGUAAAGUCAGUAGAGCAGGUCUUUUUAGUUCUACUUUAUCGUCCCGAUAUGACGCACAUACGACUGACUCUACGUGGGUUUGUGUAUUUUGCAAACAAGGCCCCCACAGUGUCAUACCAGGGGAUCCAUCUAGACCUCAUCCAAAUUUGGCAGGUCCACAUAUUGCACCGGGAACUUACACGGUUCCAGCGGGUGUUUUAAGUGAUUUAUUUGGUCCGUAUUUAAUUGGAAAAGAACGGCUAGAAGAUGGAAUCCUUUCGGCUGACGAACAGGAGAUAACGACAGAACAAAAAAAGGGUGGAAAGAAUAAAAGAAGUUUGAGGUACGCUGGACUGGCCGAUCAGUUUUCCGCGAAAAUGAGUAAAAAGAAAAGGAAUUCGGUUGAAAGUAAUACCAAUGCAAUGUUUACUGGAAUGACCGUAAUUCCUGGUGAGGAACAACGUUGGGAAGUUUGGCUUCAUGAACAGUGUGCUGUUUGGGCUGCUGGUGUUUAUAUGGCUGGUGGAAGAGUGACUGGUUUGCAAGAAGCUGUGUGGGAUGCCGCAAAGUCGGUUUGUGAUUCUUGCGGCUUAACGGGCGCGAACAUUGGUUGCGUUAAACGCGGAUGUAAAGCUGUUACACAUUAUCCCUGUGCUUUGACAAAAGGUUGGCAUUUAGAUAUGAAUCAAUACAUACCUAAAUGUAACCUUCAUCGAGUUACGUGAAAUUUCGGUGAGUGCGUGUGUAUAGACUAAGUUGAAAUAGUUAAUAUUCAUUACGCCACACUGAGAGAUCCUGUUUAACAGCGCGUGCACCGAAUGACAGGCAAUAAAUAUAAGGUAUAAAUUAUAAAAAUUGUUUUGUGUGUGACUGAUGAUAAGCCUUACUAGUUGGUAAGGUAAGUCCGAUUUAGCAGAGCGUAAAACAAAACGUCUGCAAAUAUUAUAUUGCAUAUACAUUGUAUGUGUGUGUACACAUUUUUUUAUUAUAUUUAUUUUUAAAACUAUUCUUGAUAAUUAGAAAACAAAUGUGAAUAGAGAAUGGAUAUAUCUCGUUACCUGAAUAUUAGUUGCAUAACUCGAUCGAGAUCUUAAAAUUACAUUAUGCUGCCUUGCAUUUAACGUUCAAAAAGCGUUUUGAAAUUUACGCUCCGUGUCAUUCGAUGCAUAGGGUAUGUUUGAAAGUGUGAAAGAGGAUGAAUGUAAGGAUAGUGAUGUGUCAAUUUACAGAUAUGAAGUCUAGAAUCAAUAUGCUCGAGAGAAAGACUUUCCAAUGUACAAGAUGUUCAAAUGAGAAUGCUAUUAAACUGUCUCUGAGAAUUACAACAAAUUAACGGAAACGACAAAACUUCUCGUUAAUUAAAUUUAAUUCGUUGUCAUGGCCUGUGGCCUUGAACAGUGGCCUUUCGACUUAAUAUAUAAAAGAAAAAAAAAAAAAAAAAUAAAAAAAAAGAAAAAAAAAAAUAAAAAAAAAAUAAAAAAAAAAAUAAAAAAAGGAGCAAAGUUUUUAUUUAAAAAUCUGUAGAAUAGGUGGAUCGCGCUAUCAAGAAAAUAAGAUGUUAAUCAAAAAGAAAAUGUUUGCUUUUUUACACACUCAAUGAAACACUUGGAAACACUUGAAAUAUUUUCCUGAAACAUCGUGUACGCAGGAACAAUGUACAGGGCAUAUUGGAUUAAGAUUUUUGGACUCAAUGAAUGACAGGGGGCUGGAUAAUAAUAGACAACUGACAAACAAGCGAGACGGAUAAUGCAGUAACUUUUUUAACGAGCGCUGAAAAUGUUUGGAUAUACAAGUGUUCUCUUAUAAGGAAAAAGAAACAAAUAGAAAAGGGAUAUUUUUUUAUAUUUAUUAAGAAUACGUUAGUCCUCACGAAUAUAAAGUCUUACAUAUUUUAUAUGUAUAUCGUUCGAGAUAAUAAAAUAUAACAAUGCAUUAACAUUAAUUUAUAUGUUUAAUGUCGUUGCAUUCCAAGCGUUUUUCGAUGUCUAGUAAAAAUAGAACAACUACAACAACAACAAUGAAAAUAAAAUACAAAACAUUAGCGAUGAUAGUAUUAUUAUUAAAGAACAAAGUCACAACAAAAGGAAGAAACUUUUAAUUUCCAAACAAAUAUAACAUUGAAUUUAUUUCAUUGACAGAGAACACUUGAAAAUGAUUAUGCCGGCAUUGCUUGUACUAUCUUGUAACAAAAUAUUAUAAAUGGAAAAGACUAAUUUGACUUUAUAUGAAUAGAGACAUAAUGAUUGUAACAUCACCAUCUUUAGUAAUGUAUUUUACGUUGCAUUAGAUCAGUGAUUACAAUCCAAACCACGCGGGUACAUCUUAGUGAUUAAAUUAAUCGCUAAUACUUAUAUUAUACUACUGUUAUUAUUUUUAAAUCUAACUAUUAUAUUGAUUUACACAUUAUACUGUUUUUCAUACUAAUGUUAUUAUUAUCAUCUUCGUCAUUGCCAUUGUCAUCUUCAUUUUCACCACUUUAUAUAAGAGCAUAAGAGAGGCAGUUUUUGCUAUGUGUCAAGUGUAAAAGAACAUUCACGAACGAUUCUCUUGGUGUAUCAGGGAGAAAUAGCAAAAAUCAGGAAAAUUGUAUAAAAAUAAUACUAUAUAUAUAACACACAUAGUAUAUAUAUAUAUAUAUAAAAAAAAAUACAAUGUACAUAAUAUUAAUUUGCGUAGACAAAAAAGUAUAUAUAUAUAUAUAUUAUAUAUAUAUGCAUGUGCGCGCGCGUGCAUACGAUACACACAAGACAACACAAAAUACACACUCUACAAAUAGUUUUCACUCCUCCUCCCACAGCACAGAGUAUGGUAAUUAAAUGUAAUCAUUUUUAAAUAUUAGCCGUUUAGAAAGGAAAGAUAAAUUGUCGAACACAUAAAUGAAUUCUUUGUACAUAUAUACCGUACAUAGUAACAAAUAUCUUGUAAAAAAAUGGUUCAAGAGGAGCGCGAAGAAGCAUUUUAUUUAAAAAGAGAGAGAGAAAAAAAAAGAAGAAGAAGAAGUAUAAUGUUUCUUGAAACAUUGAAGAAAUAUAAAAUUCAAAGCGAAAGAGUCUGAUUUUUUCCUAAACAUCUAUAAAGACACUGCUUCAAAGUGUUCCUAUGUCAAGCGUGGUCUUUCUAAGAAAAGAAUAAACACGGCCAAACUAUCGUUUUAAAUUUAACGAGAAAGACGUUGAAUUAUAAACAAAACGCUUAUAUUCUACAAUUGUGUAUGAAAGAGGAAGUAAGAUUCUAUCUUAGAAAAAUAAUUGUAAUAUUAAUACUUGUGAUACAAAGAAAGGAAAUCUCUGGAGGAAAAAAAAACAAAAAAAAAAAAAAAGAAAAAAAAAAAGAAAACGACGGGGGUGACUACUAAUUUUCGAUAUAUUAUUCUUUGGGGGGGGGUGUUUUUUUUUUUUCUUUUUUCACAACUCUGCAUACAUAGAAGACCUAUUAUAUAUGGGAUAGUCGUAUGUACAGUUCACUUUUGUAGUAAGUCGCUAUAACGUUGUAUACAUAUUGUAUUUCUUAGUCCAUUCGUGGCAAGGACGAUUGCCAAGGUGUAAUGAUCUAUUACCAAAAUUAUGAUUAUAAAAAAUAUAAAGGUCUCUUUGUACGCACAGUUGAUUGAAUAAACUUCAAGAAAUUUUUUUUUUUUUUUUUUUUUUUUUUUUUUUUUUUCAAAGUGACGUGGGAAAGGUACUGAUUUGUAUAAAUGAACGAAAGGCUUGUAAAUUGCCGAGAUAAUGGUAGCAAGAGCAAACCAAAAUGAUAAUUAAGCAAAGAGAAACCUGAAUAUCACAAUGCCUAAGUAAUUUGUAUAAAAUAUAAAUCUGUAAAGUAAAAAUAUAUCGCUGCGUGAUAUGUGGUGAGAGAGGAUUGGUAGUAAUGAUCGCUACUACUGGUAACAAGAGGAAAAAAAAACAAGAAAAU